AUGGUGCUAUCGGGAAGCCAGGGCCGACUGGUUGUUGCGGUGGCUGGCUGUCUGGGGCUCCUCCUAUAUCAUCUCCAUGUCCAAGACCUGGAUCAGGCGGCUAAGGAACUCUCCGCCCACCUCCUCUCAUGCCAGGAGCAGACGGAGAGCAUCGUGGCACGGCUGCAAGUAAUGUUCGAGCAUCGUCAACUGGCCUCCGAGUUGCUUGGAAGGGAGAGGAGAGGCAUCGAGACUGAGCGCCAGGCAUUUGAGACUCGCAAUGAUCUCAACAAUUGCCAAGCCGACCCUGCCGCUUUCAACAGUCCACCUACCGUACCCCCGCCCCAGAAUCUGACCGAGGCCUUAUUAUUACGAGAAAAAGAAAUCCUGCAACUUAAGGAGAACCUCGAGCAGUUGCAGCAUGUCCUCGAGCAACGAGCCCAAGAAAUUGAUAAAUUACACCAAGAAGCGCAAGAAGUACAGAAAAACGCCGAAGAAUGCCAGAACAAGCUGUCACUCCAGGCUGCUGUAGGUUUUCUAAACCUGAAACGUUUU
Mesorhabditis spiculigera is the source of this 534-nucleotide messenger RNA. The record is from the annotation of a GenBank genome assembly. NCBI's taxonomy places the organism in Eukaryota, Metazoa, Nematoda, Chromadorea, Rhabditida, Rhabditidae.